Molecule: messenger RNA, 3015 nt
Organism: Rhodotorula toruloides NP11
Lineage: Eukaryota; Fungi; Basidiomycota; Microbotryomycetes; Sporidiobolales; Sporidiobolaceae
Exons: 5
Coding region: 1-3015 (1004 amino acids)
Biological process (GO): regulation of DNA-templated transcription
Cellular component (GO): nucleus
Source: RefSeq, a predicted model, not a curated record
AUGGCUACUGCUGGUCCGCCAGUGUUCGCUGCAGACGCGCGCACGGCCAACUCGACACCCGCUACCGCGACUCCGCUGCCGAGCGACCCAGAGUCACCGCUCGUCGCGUCCACUCCCUCAUCGUCGCCCGCUUCUGCCUCGACAACAGCCGCAGCGGUCAAGUCAAGCGCGUCAGUCGGAGCAGCGAUGAGCAUCGAGCAAUAUGGCGCCGCGAACGGGCAGCUGAGCGCGUCGGUGGCGAGCAAGGCGGAUGUCAAGAUGGGAACGCUUCCUCCUCGCGAGACGGCCGUCGUCGGACCGUUCACGCUGCCUGGAACCGCUCAGUCGACGAGCAACGGAGUCGGUGGGGCGGACGGCAAGCGCGCGAGGAUUCCGACCGAGCAGACUACCGCCGACCCUUCGUCGUCAGUCGCUCCCGUCGCGAACGGCGGAGCGGACAAGGCGGAUGCCGUGCCGCCGAAGAAGAAGCGCAAGCCUGCCGUGCCGAAGGUCUACUGCCAUCAGGACCACUCGGCGCACGAGCUCAGGAAAGUGCUCCGCUGUACCGCGAUGAAGCCUGCGCCCAAGACGAAGGCGACGCCGGAGGGCGAGACCCCGAUGAAGCAGUGCUCGGCGAGCUACUGCGAGCGGUGUCUGUUGAAUCGGUACAACGAGAACAUGCAAGAACUCCUCUCCUCUGGCGCCUCCAAAACCUGGACCUGCCCCUCCUGCCGCGGGUUGUGCACCUGCGCCGCCUGCCGCAACAAGCGCGAGCCGAAGCCCGAGAAGGUCGUCGAGAAACCGAAGGAGAACGGGGUCGGGAUGCUGGGGGAGAUGGUGCCGUCAGGCGGGAGGUCGGCUGCUAAACUCGCAAGGUCUCGCCUGUCCGCGACGUUCACCGAGUCGGGCAUGCCUGCCGCCCAAUCGCUCACAAACGAUCACUCGUCGCCGUCGACGUCUACUUCCGCACCCAAGAAGCUCAAGAAGCUCAAGAAGCCACGCGAGAGCUCGCCCCUGAGCACGAGCGCGAGCAAGGGCAAGGGCAAGAUGGAGGAGAGCGCGAACGUCGAUGCGGCUGGCUUGUCCGACUCGGGCUUGUCGGACUUGACUGAGUCGGAUGCCGAGUCGUCGAGCAAGAAGAAGAAGAAGGGCGGGAAGCGAUCUGUCGGGAUGAGCAAGACUGGGUCGGGGAGCGGGUCCAUGGCGGCGGGAGCUGGCCCGAAACGCGCGAUGCCGCCCAAGAUACCUCCGCCGCUCAUCUCGCCGCCUCAGACACACCCUCUCUCGUCCGUCUACUACCCGUACCCGACUCUCCCCUGCGCCGACUCCAUCCUCUGCCGCCUGCACCUGCGCGAAUUCUUCCUCCGCUUCCUCCACCUCAUGCCCUCUCUCGCUCUGCCCUCCUCCUCCUCCAGCAAGUCGCCUUCACCGUACGUCGCGCGCGUCAUGUCCGCUCUCUCAGACGACAUCCUCUGGCUCUGGACGGACCACGAUUCCGCCGCCGAAGUCGCCCAACUCCGCCUCCUCGCCGGCCUCGUCGAACUCCUCCUUCGCGAUCGCUCCUGGGCGAUCCCGAAACUCCAGCGCGAGGAGCUGGUCGACCUGAAUGAGGAAGUGAAGGUUGCGAUUGCUGGAGUGCAGAGGCAGCAGGAGGUUUAUGAUCGGCCUUGGAGGACGGCGGGGAGGGCACUUGAGAAAGGUGUUGGGAAGCCUUGGGUGGGUCAAGGGCUCGAGUGGGAGAAGGAUGCGAAGGGGAGGAGGGAGGAGGUGGAGCGCGUGAUGAAGGAGAAGCAGAAGGAGAAGAUGAAGGUUGACGGGGACGAGGACAGCGAGUUGAGCAGCUUGAGUGGGUCGGAGAGCGACGAGGAGGAGGACGGGGACGCGUACGACGACGGCGCGUCGACGGCGACGACCGCGACGACUUCGACCAGCAAGCGCCGGAUGGUGAUCGACGACGGCGAAGAGAUCGACAUGCUCGCGUCGGACUACGAGGAGCCUCCUCGCGCGCCUUCGCCCUUGAGGAUGAAGAAGCGGCGGAAGCGCAAGGGCACCCGCGAGACGCCUGCCGAGGAGCGCCUCGCGCUCAUGUGCGGCCUGAUCGAGCUGGCGUGCCAGACCGAGCCCGUGCGGAACGACAUCCAGAACGGGCUCGACUCGCACUACCGCGUCAACAUCGACAUCAAGAAGGACCGGACGAGCGUGACGCGCGAGAUGGCGGACGAGGUGCGCGGAUUGAAGGAGAAGAAGGACGCGCUCGAGAAGCCGCCCGGUAACAACGCGUCUCUCAAGGUCCAGGAGUGGCAAGAGGAGGUGGACAAGGUUGAGGCCGAGAUCAAGGAGGCCGAGGUCAACGGAAUGAAGGAGGGAUGGCGCAUCCAGUACGAGUUCUUCCGCAACGACAUGGGCAACCGCAUCCGCUUCCAGAGCAUCGGCAAGGACGCGUUCGGCAACGAGUACUCUUUCGUGACGCCUCCGCCGUCGUCGCUCUUCAAGAACGUCUCGGCGGCCGCGUCUUCUGCCUUCCCGCUCAACCGCAAGCCCGAGGACGACGGCAAGCGCGACUACCCGCUCAGCUACUGCGUCGUCGUACAUGGCCUGCGCCCUGUCGGCCAGUCGGAGCGCAAGGACAUCAAGGGCAAGGCCAAGGCGGAGGAUGGCGACGAUGAGGAGGAGAACCCUAAGGCCGACGCUCCCGACGCUGCGCCUGCGACCGACGACUGGUACGUCGUCCGCGGCAUCGACGACCUCGACACGCUCGUCGACUGGGUCAACCUCGCCGUGCGACACGCCAAAUUCAACGUCGACUUUGCGCACUUCCAGCUCGAGCACCCGAAGACCAAGGUGCAGGGCCGGCCGGCGCCUCUUCCUACGCCCGAGCAGAUCAAGCUGUACGAGCAGCGCGCGGACGAGAUGGACUGGGACCUGGGCGACAAAUUGCGACAGUUUGCAGACGCGAUCAGGUGGACGAGGGAGCUUGCACUCGAGGAAAAGGAGGGCGCCGGGGUCAGUAGCCGCACGAGGAGGACGUCGCGGUAG